AGACAGGUUUUGUUUUUUCCAUAAGUAAGAUUCUGUAAAUUAUUUUUCUUCCUUCAUAUGCCUGCUUUGCAGUAGGUGACAGGAAGCUUUUUAAUUGUUGAACAAAAAGCGUAAGGUCCUUUACAAUGGAACGAGCAGUUGCCUGGAUUGUUGUGGAGUGCAUUUGUAGAGUCCUUGGUAUUUCUACAGCAGCAGUUCUUCUGGGAGUAGGAAUAGAAACCAUCCUUCAGGGAGAAUUCAAAAGUCUUGGUGUCUAUCUUCUUAUUUCAGCAGCUGCCGUUAGUGUUUUUGAACUUUCGUAUUUCAUUGACUUACUGCUGGGGCCAUUUUUCCCCUGCAAGUCUGACUCCACACUUUCUAUCCGAUGGACAAAAACAGCUAGACUGGGUGGCUUUCAAAAGUUUUUAGCCUAUACACUGAUGUCUGUUGUGUGUUUUCUGCACCCAGUCCUGGUGUGGCAUGCUACUAUUCCAGGAGCUAUGCUUGUUACAACUGGCUUUUCCUACUUCAUAAUAAGUAAAAAGAAAAAGACAAAGCUGUCUAAAGACCCAGCCAGCCAAUCUGCAGAUCCUUCUGCUAUGUUGGUGGAUGUGACAGAAACUGGGGAUACAGAGCAAACGUACAGCUUCAACAAUCCUGUUAAAAAACAGAAGACAACUCCCUUAGCAUACCUUGAGAGCAUACUGAAAAUCAAACCGUCAAAAGACAAUGAGCCAUCUAUGCUUCACCAAAGCUUUCCUGAGGAUAAACCACCGAUAAACAUGGGGAGGAAAAGACAGGAACAUAUUGAAGAGAAUGCAGUAACAAUGAUUGCAGUUGAGUCUGAAAGCCUGUAUAAUCAUGACAUGGAUCUCGAGGAAGAUACUUCAGAUACGACUCCCAUCAUCAGACCAUAACAUUCGUAUUUUUUUAGGCAUUGCUUUAUAUAUUCACUGGAGGUACUGUAUACCAUUAAGCACAUGUCAGAUAUAUUCUGUACAUGCUACUUACUGUACGUAGUCACUGAGUCACUUCCUAAACACAUUCCUAAACACAUUAACAGCAGUGUGGAGUAGUGGUUAGGGCUCUGGACUCUUGACCGAUGGGGACACUGCUGCUGUACCCUUGAGCAAGGUACUUUACCUAGAUUGCUCCAGUAAAAAAAAAAAACCCAACUGUAUAAAUGGGUAAUUGUAUGUAAAAUAAUGUGAUAUCUGUAUAAUGUGAUAUAAUGUAUAAUGUGAUAUCUUGUAACAAUUGUAAGUCGCCCUGGAUAAGGGCAUCUGCUAAGAAAUAAAUAAUAAUAAUAAUAAUAAUAACACAGUAAUAGUAAAUUUCAGUGUUCAAACUGAAAGCUCCAGAGAAACAAAACAUAUUUUAACCACCAACACUACUAAUCUAGUUAUAAUUUACUGCUAGGACAUUUGUGCAAAGAUAUAAGGGAUUUCAGUGAAUUUACCCAGGAACUGUUUAAACAAAAUACUACUGAGUUUAAAAAAGCAGAACUAAACAAUAACAUUGAAUAUACCAGCUGCAGAUCAUAAGAGAACAUCUGGACACAUUUACCAGUGGUACCAAACAAUGCAUGUAUUAAAUAAGAUCCUGUUUUAUCAUGAACUAUCCUGUUUGCAGUUCAAUCAAAGAAUAAGCAACAAACAACACACUGAAUUACAGAAAGAAAAUUAUCACUUAGUAUCAUUGUUAUACCAGCUGAGUUUGAUUCGUCUAUUUUUCUGCACCAAUCAAGUCUGUGGUGUAGUCAGUUUGUACAGAUAAAAUGGAUUGUGAUAAUGUUUCUUGUGCCAUUGAUAUCAUAAAUUGUUAUAAUAAUAAUAAUAAUAAUAAUAAUAAUAAUAAUAAUAAUAAUAAUAAUAAUAAUAAUCUUUAUUU
Acipenser ruthenus (sterlet) is the source of this 1869-nucleotide messenger RNA. RefSeq names its product transmembrane protein 72-like. The transcript is spliced from 5 exons. NCBI's taxonomy places the organism in Eukaryota, Metazoa, Chordata, Actinopteri, Acipenseriformes, Acipenseridae. The record is from RefSeq and is a predicted model, not a curated record. The coding region runs from base 126 to 896 and encodes 256 amino acids.